AUGACAGCCUUCGACCUUCUCUCCAAAAUAAUCGAAAAACAAAAAUCUUCUUUCUUUCCAGAAACUUCCGUAGCUGUUGAGACGAAGGACAAACCUCUUCCCAGACUUAAUAUCCAUUCUGGAUUCUGGAUUCUGGCGUCCAUUGCUGCGACCUAUUAUGCUGACUUCUUCAGAACCGUGAGAGAGAACCUCCACACGAGUAGCUGGUUCCUCCUCGGCGGUGCCUUCCUGCUGGUCAGCCUGUCGAUUGCCUUUUACUGCAUCGUCUUCCUGGAGUGGUACCGCGGGGUCAGCGAUUACGACGCCCGGCACCCCUCCCUGAUUCCCAUCACGACCGCGACGUUCAUCGCAGCUGGCCUCUGCUUCAACGUGGCGCUGUGGCACGAGUGGUCCUUCUUCACGCCGUUGCUGCUGUUCACCCAGUUCAUGGGCGUGGUGAUGCUCAUCUCCCUCCUCGGCUGAGUCCCGCAGAUCUCAACAGAGGCAAAUACACAGUGACCAACCGACCCUCUAGAGCCCUGGUGCAGCGUGGACAGAUAACGGAAAAGCGAUACUGUGGGUGAUUCCUUGUUUUCGCAGCUCACAGCGAGUGGAUUCCCUGGGAACAUGGCGGCUUCAGAGAUUUCGGGCAGAAUAAAUGCUUUUUACUCACUCAGUCUGAAA
This is a messenger RNA of Echinops telfairi (small Madagascar hedgehog), 663 nucleotides long. RefSeq names its product transmembrane protein 128 (gene TMEM128). Lineage: Eukaryota; Metazoa; Chordata; Mammalia; Afrosoricida; Tenrecidae. The transcript is spliced from 5 exons. The coding region runs from base 1 to 462 and encodes 153 amino acids. The record is from RefSeq and is a predicted model, not a curated record.